UACGCCCGGAGGCAGCUGCGGGGUCUGGGGCUCAGACGGGGGCCAUUUUGCCGAAGGCAGUCUCCUGGAGUUGGGGACUUAAGCUGUUCUUUUUCCUCCUCUGCAGCUUGAGGCUUGGAGAAGAACAGGAACGCUGGGCUCCAUCGAGCCCUUCGGAGAUGAUGGUUUCCUACAGGCUCCGCCACUUGAUGACCCUUCAUGGCGGCUGCGCCCUUCGCGCUGCUCCCGCUGCCGCCCCUUCCAGCCCUCUGUGCCUAUCGCCUCCAGAGCCGCAGUCGUCCUCCCGCCCCAGAGACUGAUGAUAGACGAGGUGGGGGCGCCAUGAGAGGCGAGAAAAACUACUGCUGCCGUGGAGCUGCCGGAGACCACGGUUCCUGCCCCCCGACGCCUUCGCCUCUGGCCUCGACCCUCUUGAUGCCCGCGGAGGCAAUCUCAAGUAAUUGGUCUGGGUCUGGAGGUGGUUUGUCAGGGGGAGAUGAAGAGGAGACUCGGCUCCUUCAACAACUCCGGACCGCGCCGGAUCCUUCCGAGGCCUUUCAGGCUUUACAGGCUGCUUUGCCGCGCCGGGGCGGUAGACUUGGCUUCCCCCGACGAAAGGAAGCAUUGUAUCGGGCCGUGGGCCGAGUGCUUGUGGAAGGAGGUAGUGAUGAGAAGCGACUCUGCUUGCAACUCCUCUCGGACGUUCUCCGGGGUCAGGGGGAGGCAGACCAGUUGGAAGAGGCCUUUAGCCUAGCACUUCUGCCUCAGCUAGUUGUCUCCUUACGAGAAGAGAAUCCAGCUCUGCGGAAAGAUGCGCUGCAGAUCUUACACGUGUGUUUGAAACGUAGUUCUGGACAGGUGCUGAGAAUGCUUAUACAACAAGGACUGGAAAGUACCGAUGCCCGGCUUAGAGCUUCCACGGCACUACUGUUCCCUAUCUUGCUUACUCCUGAGGAUUUGUUGCUCCGCCUAGAUCUUACCGAGGUGAUAAUAUCCUUAGCCCGAAAGCUUGGCGGUCAGGAGAUAGAAGAAGAAUCUGAGACAGCCUUCUCUGCACUUCAACAAAUUGGGGAGCGUCUUGGCCAAGAGAGGUUUCAGUCAUAUAUCUCUCGCCUGCCUUCUGCCCUGAGGAGACACUACAAUCGCCGCCUGGAGUCCCAGUUUGGAAGUCAGGUUCCUUAUUAUUUGGAACUUGAAGCCUCUGGAUUUCCUGAAGAUCCCCUUCCCAGUGCAGUGCCUCUUUUCAACAGCAGUCUUAAAUUUGGGAUUAUUCCUCAGGAGCUGCAUUCAAGGUUGUUAGAUCAGGAAGACUAUAAGAACCGGACUCAGGCUAUUGAGGAGCUAAAACAGGUGAUGGGACGCUUUAACCCUAGUUCCACCUCUCAUUCUAGCCUAGUCGGUUUCAUUAGUUUGAUGUAUAAUUUGUUAGACGAUUCUAACUUCAAAGUGGUCUAUGGCACACUUCAAGUCCUGCAUUUACUGGUUGUUCGUCUUGGAGAGCAGGUACAACAGUUCUUGGGACCAGUUAUAGCAGCUUCUGUCAAAGUGCUGACAGACAACAAGUUGGUGAUCAAACAAGAAUACAUGAAAAUCUUCCUCAAGCUAAUGAAGGAAGUAGGUCCUCAACAGGUGCUUUGCUUACUCCUGGAACAUCUCAAACAUAAGCAUUCCAGAGUGAGAGAGGAAGUGGUGAACAUUUGCAUCUCCUCCCUCCUGACCUAUCCCAGUGAGGAUUUUGACUUAUCCAAACUGUCUUUUGAUCUUGCUCCAGCUCUUGUAGAUAGCAAACGCAGGGUACGCCAAGCAGCUCUUGAAGCCUUUGCUGUGUUGGCAUCAUCAAUGGGCUCAGGUAAAACCAGCAUCCUUUUCAAAGCUGUGGAUACUGUUGAGCUGCAAGAUAACGGAGAUGGAGUGAUGAAUGCUGUGCAGGCCAGAUUGGCUAGGAAAACCCUCCCAAAGUUAACAGAACAGGGAUUUGUGGAGUAUGCAGUACUCAUGCCAUCAUCUGCCCAGGGUAGAUCAAGCCAUUUGGCACAUGGAGCAGAUACAGACUGGCUUUUGGCGGGUAACAGAACUCAGAGUGCACACUGUCACUGUGGUGACCACACAAGUGAUAGCAUGCAAAUUUAUGGAUCUUAUAGUCCAACUAUCUGUACUCGAAGGGUACUAAGUGCAGGAAAAGGAAAAAAUAAAUUACCAUGGGAAAAUGAGCAGCCUGGAGUCACGGGAGAAAACCAGACCUCCAAUUCAAAGGAUAUAGAACAGCUGCCAUGUGUGUACUCUAGGAAGUUUUCAGCCAAUGAUUUCAUUCCAUCUCCAAAAUUAAAGCCCUCUCAAGGAAUGCCAGUCAAUGAUGGUUUAUGUUUUAGCAGAAAAAGAGUGUCAAGAAACUUAUUUCAGAAGAGUUGGGAAUUUAACUCAGAUUCUCUUCCUACAUGUGCUACUGGCACCACUGGAACUCAUCAGACAAAUCUUUCUGGGAAACGUGGACAACUUGGAUUUUCACAGAUAUGUGGUAAAACUGACAGUGUGGAUUCUGACUUACAGUACCUGGGGACAACUAACAGUCAUCAAGAUAAAGUUUAUGCUAGCCUAAAUUUUGGCAGUAAGACACAGCAAACAUUUGGUAGUCAGACAGAACGGACUUCAUCAUACUCUGGUCCAAAUCCAAGUUCAGGAGGCUUCAUUCUUCCAUCCUAUCCUCUCUCAUCACCUCGAACUAGUCCAAAGCACACAUCUCUUACUGUAUCUCCAAAGAAGUCCCAAGAUAAUUCUGUUAAUUUCUCAAAUUCCUGGCCUCUUAAAAGCUUUGAAGGAGUUUCAAAGCCAAGUCCACAGAAAAAGCUUGUCAGCCAAAAGUCAUCUGAUCCUACAGGUAUACAUGAUGGAGAAAAUUCUCAAGAGAAACCUUCUCCAGUUCAACUUACACCUGCUUUGGUGAGAUCACCAUCUUCCCGACAAGGCUUAAAUGGGACCAAGCCUGUACCUCCCAUACCACGGGGCAUCAGCCUUUUGCCUGAUAAAGCUGAUUUAAGUACAGUGGGACCCAAAAAGAAAGAGCCAGAUGACAUUUGGAAGAGUGAAAAAGAUAGUCUUACAAUUGAUCUUUCAGAAUUAAAUAUCAGGGAUAAAGAUUUGGAUCAAGAAGAGAUGCAGAGCUCUCUUAGGUCCCUUCGUAAUAGUGCAGCUAAGAAAAGAGCAAAACUGAGUGGCAGUACUUCUGAUCUUGAAAGCCCUGAUUCUGCAAUUAAGCUUGACUUGACUGUGGAUUCUGCAUCUCGAUCUUCCUCUCCAAACAUCAGCUCUUACAAUGAAAGUGGAGUUUACAGCCAAGAAUCUUUGACUUCUUCUCUGUCGACAACUCCCCAGGGGAAGAGAAUAAUGUCAGACAUAUUUCCAACAUUUGGAUCAAAACCUUGUCUAACAAAACUUUCUUCUGCAAAGAAUAAGAACUCUCAGGUAGCUGAACAAAGCCCCAGUGCAGGGAUUACAACAUCCAAUGUAAGCAUAAUUGGUCAACGUGUGAACUAUGGGUUUGGAUGUGGUGAUUUUGAAGAUGAUAGGCCACAUGACAUUUCACCUAGUGUUUUAAAAAUACAAAAUAAGGAACACCCAAGACAUUAUAAGCAUACAAAAGGAUUUACAGGGUCAUCAUCAAAUUUCCACCAAAUUUCCAGUUUCGACUUCAUGUCUACAAAUACCUUAUCAGAAGACUCAGUAGUAGUUGUUGGAAAAGGGGUAUUUGGAAGUCCAGUCCCAGCACCAGCAACCUGCAGCCAAUCAGUGAUAUCUUCUGUGGAAAAUGGGGAUACGUUUUCACUUAAAAGUACUGAACCACCAUCAGGGAUUUAUGGAAGAGCAGUCCAGCAGAGUAUUCCAUCAUGUGUUGAUGUUGAAAAUGAAAAAGAUAUUAAAGUUUCUAUUUCAAAAUCUACUUAUGACAAGAUGAGACAAAAGAGAAAAGAGGAAAAAGAACUUUUUGACAUUAAAGAUUGUGAGAAGAAUCCUUGGGAACGAAUGAAACAUACAGGAACUGAGAAAAUGGCAUCUGAAAAUGAAGCAUCUCCUGGAGCCAUUCCACAGUAUAAAGAAAGGAUGCCUUCUGUCACUCAUAGUCCAGAAAUAAUGGAUUCAUCAGAACUACGGCCAUUUUCCAAACCAGAAGUAGCACUGACAGAAGCUCUGAGGCUUUUAGCUGAUGAGGAUUGGGAGAAGAAAAUUGAGGGACUGAACUUUAUUAGAUGCUUAGCUGCUUUUCAUUCUGAAAUAUUGAACACAAAGUUGCAUGAAACAAAUUUUGCAGUACUUCAAGAGGUGAAAAAUUUACGCUCUGGAGUUUCUCGUGCUGCUGUGGUUUGUUUAAGUGACCUUUUCACUUACCUGAAAAAGAGCAUGGAUCAAGAACUAGAUAAUACAGUAAAAGUUUUGUUGCAUAAAUCAGGAGAAUCAAAUACAUUUAUAAGAGAAGAUGUUGACAAGGCAUUGAGAGCUAUGAUCACUAGUGUAACUCCUGCACGUGCAGUUGUUUCUCUUAUCAAUGGAGGACAAAGCCAUUUACACAUUGCGGUAAGAAGAUGUGCAGCCCAGCACUUAUCAGAUGUAGUAAAAUUUAUGGAACCAGAGCGUAUUCUAUCUGGAACAAAGGAUAUGGCUGACCGUAUAUUACCAGCUGCUGCUAAAUUUGCUCAGGACAGCUCACCAGAAACCAGGUAUUAUGGCCGAAAGAUGCUUUUCCUCAUGAUGUGUCAUCCUAACUUUGAUAAAAUGCUUGAAAAGUAUGUCCCAUCUAAAGAUUUGCCAUAUAUUAAGGAAUCUGUUAAAAGCUUAAGGCAAAAGGGUUUGGGAGAGAUACCACUAGAUACUCCUUCAGCAAAAGGAAGACGAUCUCAUACUGGCAGUGUUGGAAAUACAAGGUCAUCAUCUGUUUCUAGAGAUGCUUUCAAUUCAGCUGAAAGAGAGGUAACUGAAAUUCGUGAAAUCACCAGAAAAUCAGUUCCCCGCAAUUCCUUAGAAAGUGCUGAGUACAUUAAAGUCAUAACAGGUUUAUUAAAUGCAAAAGACUUUCGUGAUCGUAUUAAUGGGAUUAAGCAGCUUUUAUCAGAUACUGAAAACAAUCAAGAGCUUGUUGUUGGAAACAUUGUGAAGAUCUUUGAUGCUUUUAAAUCUCGACUUCAUGAUUCCAAUAGUAAAGUAAACCUGGUGGCUCUAGAAACAAUGCACAAAAUGAUUCCUUUGCUUAGAGACAACUUAUCUCCUAUAAUCAACAUGCUCAUCCCAGCAAUAGUAGAUAACAAUCUGAAUUCCAAGAAUCCAGGCAUCUAUGCUGCUGCCACAAAUGUUGUUCAGGCACUGAGUCAGCAUGUAGAUAAUUACUUACUUCUACAGCCAUUUUGCACAAAAGCCCAGUUUUUAAAUGGAAAGGCAAAACAGGAUAUGACCGAAAAGCUUGCUGAUAUUGUUACGGAACUUUAUCAAAGGAAGCCCCAUGCCACAGAACAGAAAGUGUUGGUUGUUUUAUGGCACCUCUUAGGGAACAUGACAAAUAGUGGCUCGCUGCCUGGAGCUGGAGGAAAUAUACGCACAGCCACAGCUAAAUUAUCAAAAGCACUUUUUACACAGAUGGGUCAGAAUCUGUUAAAUCAGGCUGCAUCUCAACCAUCACAUAUAAAAAAGAGUUUAGAAGAAUUGCUUGAUAUGACAAUUUGAAAUGAAUUACGAAUUUUUGAUGAAAUAUGAACAAAACUGUUUACAUGAUGACAAUGGAAGUUUUUUAAAGUUAGAUUUUCAGUGCCUGUACUUCUCAUCCCGUAAAUUAAGUCAAUAGCUAUUUUUAUUUGCAGCCUAUGAGUACACAUCUGUCCUAUAUCAACCCUAUCAUUUGCACCCAUCACACAAAAAUCUAAAAUAAUCUAAUCUAAUAUUCAUGAAAUCUGAGGCAUGUGGAAUGAAUCCAAUUUUAAUAUUUUUGAGAAAAGUCCUGCUCAUUUGCACUAUUUUGUAGAAACUGAAAUUUGUUGCCCUAUAUGUACAAUUAGACUUUUAAUUAAAAAUAUACUGUUUAUUAUGUAAUCAUGUUUUGCUAUGUCUCAUUACUCAGCCUUAUUUUAUGAAGUGGAAGAAAAGUCACUGAACUAUGUUAUCACAAAGUUUUGUGUGCUAUUUGUGAAAAACAUGUAUUUCUGAAAUCAGUCUGCUAAUAUGAUUGUGCAGUAUUAGCUUGCUUUUGCUGCUGUGUUAAUGUGAUAUAUUUGCUUACCAUUUGGGUUUAAUCAUCUAUAUAAUUGUGAAAUUUAACAAGUUAUAAUAAAGCAUGACGACCAAAGUUUUAGAAAACAUUUAAAUAUUUUAAAUGCACGUUUAAGAAAACGUGUUGAAUGUAAUUUCCCUAUUUUUGUGUGCAAACACUAAAUUUUAUUUCUAUAUGUCCUGACAUUUAUAAAGGUGUUAUUUUGCUGCCCAGUUGUGUAAUUCUCAAAUAUAGUGCCAGGUGUUCUAUAGCUUUUCUCAGAAUUCUUGGGCAACAAGUACUGUAUGCAUCUUAAAAACGAAAAGGAAUGUUAUAAAAUAAAAGGAUUUAUUUCUGUAGAUGUGUGAGAGGUGUCCUAUUUUUCCAACUCUGUAUUUGUUAAAAUGGGGAAAAUAUGUAUUCUGAUAUUGACCUAUCAUUUUCACUUGUUCUACUUGAUACAAUAUUGACCUAUCUCUAUUGACCUAACAAUAGACCUGGGUUAUAGUUCUAGCUUUACAGAAAAUUCACUCUGUGACCUUGGGCAAGUCACUUGCCAGAUUUAGGCCUCAAUUUUCUCAUCUCUAAAAUGUGAGGACUGGACUAGAUGAUUUUUAAGGUUCCAUUUUGCUCUAAAAUUCUGUGAUUCUAUGUUGUAGUUUACUCUAAGAUCACUUUAUUACCAUUGUGAACUACCUUCAUUCUUUUUCACUUCUGUGUCACUGACUAGUUUUCUAAUGUAUUGAUAUUUGGCUACUUUUUAAAUUGUGAUUCUUUGUAUUAUCUGCAAUUUCUGAGGAAAAAAGCAAAAAAAAAAAAGUUUGAAGCUAAUCUGAAAGGAGAGUAAAGAUGUGGCUACUUUUUCUGUCUAUAUACACUGUUUUAUAAUUAAAUACAUUCUUUUAAAAUUCCUUUUCUUCUAAAUGUAUUUUAUUAUGUUCCUAUAAUUUAGGUCCAAAAUUGGCAAACAUUUUCUGUAAAGGACCAGAAAAUCAAUAUUUUUGGCUUUGUAAGCCACAGAUUCUGGCAUAUUCUUUGUUUUUGUUUUUUUACAGCCCUUUAAAAAUGUAAAUAAAUUCUUGGCUCAGGCCUCUGGCAUAGUUUGCCAACACCUGGCUUAGAUGCUUUUGACUUCAGUUGUAACUCUGAAAUCAUUAUUAAAUUUUGCUUCAACCUUUGUGAUAUUCAUUAUUGAAACAAUAGUUACAGAUUCUAAAUUUUAUUAAUUUUUACCACUGCCCUUGUUUCAUUGCAAAUGUGCCUAGUAAAUUUGCAUUGAUUGAUUGUUGGAUAUAUUGAAAUAUAUAAAUUUCAAAGGCCAAAGAAGAGCACUACGUUAUUUAAAGCUUAAUCAUCCCUUAUUUUCAGUAGAUAUAGUUUGAAUUUUGCAUUGAAAAAAGUACAGUAAAUAUAUCGCUACUAGUAAUGUGGAAACUUUACUUCACACAAUCUGUGUGUUUUUAUUAUAAAGAAAAUAGCCAUAAUGUAACAGAGUCCCACGCCUAAAAGUUUUUUCUCUGUAUUAGUAACUUCUUGAUAUUGAGCACUCAGAAAUCUAGCAUUCUGUUGCCAAGAACUGUUAACCAACCCAGAAAUCAAAAAGAAUUGGCGACUGAUCACUGAUGGAAAGAACUAAAGAAAAGCUGAAGGCUUGAAUAAAUUGAAAUAAAGGAAUUUGUUUUUUUUUUUUACAA
Globicephala melas (long-finned pilot whale) is the source of this 7899-nucleotide messenger RNA. It is a transcript of the gene TOGARAM1, whose product is annotated as TOG array regulator of axonemal microtubules 1. The record is from RefSeq and is a predicted model, not a curated record. Gene Ontology annotation, biological process: microtubule cytoskeleton organization. Gene Ontology annotation, cellular component: cilium; cytoplasmic microtubule. NCBI's taxonomy places the organism in Eukaryota, Metazoa, Chordata, Mammalia, Artiodactyla, Delphinidae. Gene Ontology annotation, molecular function: microtubule binding.